UGUCUAAGGAAUUACCGAGCUUUGAACAUGAAGGGCCAAUAAAAUCAAGUAAAACAUAUAUAAAGCAGGUUCUUGUGGAAUCGAGGCAAAAGGUCAAAAAUCAUCCCAACCUUCCUACUCACACAGUGGGUUUUGAUUAGGGUUUUUUUUUUUUCAAAUUCUCGAAGAAGAAGACGGGGAAUGGGUGCACAGAAGAAAGGCGCGUCUAGGGCUUCAGAAGACCCUGAGGAAUUGGCACGUGUCCCACUCCAGGCCAUCCUCCUCGCCGAUAGUUUCACCACCAAAUUCCGACCCAUCACUCUUGAACGCCCCAAAGUGCUGUUGCCGUUGGUCAAUGCCCCGAUGAUCAGUUACACGUUGGCAUGGCUUGAGUCUGCUGGCGUUGAGGAGGUUUUUGUUUUCUGCUGUGCUCACUCCAAGCAAGUCAUCACUUAUUUGGACAAUUCCGAGUGGUUUUCCCAACCAAACUUCACCGUCACCACAAUUGAGUCACAUGAUUCUGUUAGUGCCGGAGAUGCUCUGCGCUUGAUAUAUGAGCGCAAUGUGAUACAUGGAGAUUUUGUCCUGGUCAGUGGGGAUACCGUGAGCAACAUGUCGCUUACUCAGGUGCUUCAAGAACAUAAAGAGAGAAGGAAGAAGGAUAGUAAUGCUGUAAUGACAAUUGUUAUUAAACGGUCAAAGCCUUCACCAAUCACUCGCCAAUCUCGACUGGGCACUGAUGAGCUCUUUAUGGCAGUAGAUCCCAACACAAAGCAGCUCUUAUAUUAUGAGGACAAGGCAGAACAUGCAAAGGGAUCUAUAUAUCUUGAUAAGUUAUUGCUUGCUGAUAAGUCUUCAAUUUCUCUGCAUAAUGACAAACAGGAUUGCUAUAUCGACAUCUGCUCUCCUGAAGUCCUCAGCCUUUUCACAGACAAUUUUGACUAUCAACAUUUACGUCGUCAUUUUUUAAAGGGAUUGCUUCUUGAUGAUAUUAUGGGUUACAAAAUAUUCACACAUGAAAUUCACUCGACUUAUGCGGCUAGGAUUGACAACUUCAGAAGCUAUGAUACAAUCAGUAAGGACAUAAUUCAGAGAUGGACUUACCCAUUGGUGCCAGAUGUUAAGUUUUUCGGAGAUUCUUCAACGAAGCUGGAAAGACAGGGGAUGUAUCGAGCCUCAGAUAUAGGGCAAUCACGAUCUGCACAGAUUGGUCCUUUUACAGUCAUUGGGAAUGGCACCAAGAUUGGGGACAACACCAAAAUUUCAAAUUCUGUUAUUGGAGAAGGGUGUUCUAUUGGACCAAACGUUUCCAUAGAAUGUUCUUAUAUAUGGGAUAAUGUCACCAUUGAAGAUGGCUGCAAGCUAAGGCAUGCUAUAGUAUGUGAUGGAGUGAUAAUGAAGUCUGGGGCAGUUUUGGAAUCGGGUGUAGUUUUGUCUUUCAAGGUUGUGAUAGGACAACAAUUUAUUGUCCCUUCAUACUCGAAGGUAUCUUUACUUCAACAACCAAUAAAGCAAGACAGUGAUGAGGAGCUAGAGUAUGCUGACAAUAGCACUGGGAUUGCAGAAAUUUCCCCUCUUACACAUGCACCGGAUAUAUCGAAUGGGGAAAUAGCGAACCAACAACAGGAGACUCGGUGUUGGCCUACAUCUGAGCUUGGUAUUGGUGGGGCUGGUUAUGUUUGGUCAGUUUGUGAAGGAGGCCAUGAUGAAGAGUGGAGGCAUUCAGUUGCUCCCAUUCCUGCAGAGAAACUUGCUGAGGUGAUACAAGCUGCAGAGGAUGAUCUGGAGGUUGAUCCAGAUGGCAGCAGUCUCCCACCUUCAGGAGAGCUGAAACCUGAUUCUGAUUCUGAUGAAGAGUAUAGAGAUGGUUCCUACUUUGAAAAUGAGGUUGAAGCAACCUUCCUAAGAGCUGUGGAUGAAAAUAUUAAAGUAGAGAAUGUCGUCUUAGAAGUGAACUCACUGAGAUUGUCAUACAACAAGCAAACUGCAAACUGUGCUGGAGCUAUAUUUUAUUCAAUGAUGAAAUUGGCAUUAGAAACUCCACAUAAUUCAGCAGUUGAAUUGGUCCAAGCUACUACGAAGGUAAUUACAAAAUGGAAAGGACUGCUGAAGUAUUACCUAUCAGACAUUGAUGAAGAGAUAGAAGUAAUAAUGAAAUUUGAAGAUAUGUGUUUGGAGUCCGCUAAGGAGUUCUCCCCCGUGUUCGAUAAGAUACUCUAUCAACUGUAUGACCAAGAAGUUAUACAGGAAGAGGCUAUUCUGAGGUGGGAUGAUGAAAAGAGAGAUGCUGAUGAAUCAGAUAGAAUUUUUGUUAGGCAGGCUGAAACAUUUAUCCAAUGGUUGAGAGAGGCAUCUGAAGAAGAGGAUGAGGAAGAGUAGGAAACAUUCAGUUGUAGGUUGUAUUCAGUAGGCAGGACAGAUAUAUUUCGAAUUUCGAACAAGUAUUUGCAAUGUUGUAAGGUACAAUGGGAGGGCUCGUUAUGUCCGUAAGCUUGAAAUUGCGUUUUACAGAAUCAUGCACUUGCAUGCGUGUAAUUUGAUACAAAAUCAAUAGUCUUAGUCAACACAAACAAUUGUUUUUGUCCAGUAUUA
Molecule: messenger RNA, 2571 nt
Organism: Rosa rugosa (rugosa rose)
Lineage: Eukaryota; Viridiplantae; Streptophyta; Magnoliopsida; Rosales; Rosaceae
Exons: 15
Coding region: 181-2358 (725 amino acids)
Biological process (GO): biosynthetic process
Cellular component (GO): eukaryotic translation initiation factor 2B complex
Molecular function (GO): guanyl-nucleotide exchange factor activity; translation initiation factor activity; translation initiation factor binding
Source: RefSeq, a predicted model, not a curated record